CGAUUGGACAAUGAUAUGCACUUCAGAUGUAGGAGUUUAUCAGACAAGUGCCAUGGUUCUCCUGGUGAAAACCUCAGGUAGAUUGUCACUACUUGAAGACUGUAUCUCAUUUAAAAUUGAAUAAAGAAUACUGCAUAAGUGCGCGGAAAUCAGGUUUUUACCAUCAAAUUUUGUCAUUUUCAAACAUUUUUUAUAAAAGGCCUUUCCUUGACCAUGUUAACAGCGCUCUCGGUGGUGGCACUAGUGCUUUGUGGAUCCACAUUACAAGUAUCAGGGGUGGAUCCAGUCUCUACUGCCUGUGUUCUGCAAUGUGAUUUGACUUUUGGUGCAGUUAGUGAAGUGUCCGGCUGUGAUUGCAAUGCUUUAAGAGCACAAUUGGUGGUGCGGACCCACACACACACUGCUCAUCCUCAUCAUCUAAACCACCACUUUACCACCACACCGACCAUCACCACCACUCCGACUCCAGCUCUUAGAACCACCACCGACCUCUGUGAUUUCCUCUGUGCCAUCCAGCAGGGAGGGGACGCUUGUCAUUGCUUAAAACCUGGUCUGCCAGGAAGAAAAUGAUAUUCAAUAAAUUAUUAUAAGUUAA
Molecule: messenger RNA, 595 nt
Organism: Saccostrea echinata
Lineage: Eukaryota; Metazoa; Mollusca; Bivalvia; Ostreida; Ostreidae
Exons: 3
Coding region: 214-570 (118 amino acids)
Source: RefSeq, a predicted model, not a curated record